Messenger RNA from Sorex fumeus (smoky shrew), 3945 nucleotides. It is a transcript of the gene ZNF865, whose product is annotated as zinc finger protein 865. Gene Ontology annotation, biological process: regulation of transcription by RNA polymerase II. The coding region runs from base 439 to 3639 and encodes 1066 amino acids. Gene Ontology annotation, molecular function: RNA polymerase II cis-regulatory region sequence-specific DNA binding; DNA-binding transcription factor activity. The record is from RefSeq and is a predicted model, not a curated record. NCBI's taxonomy places the organism in Eukaryota, Metazoa, Chordata, Mammalia, Eulipotyphla, Soricidae. The transcript has 2 exons.
GUGGGAUCUGCGGGAGGGGCGUGGCCUAGCCGGAAGUCCUGAGUGUGUGUAGGCGGUGCCCUGGUAAGAGGCGGACGCCCUGGGCGCAGGCGCACAGCGCUGCCCCGCCACCGGAAGUGGCCAGGCCUUCCCCCACCCGGGCUCCCUAGCCAAUGCGCAGGCGCAUUCUGCCAGUCGCCGCCACCGCCGCCACCGCCUCUGCCGGCUGGUGCCGCCGCUGUCUCUUCUUUUUGCUCCUCCACGCCGGCGCCUCGGAGACGGGCGCGACUUCCGCUUCCGGGCGGGCGGGCUGGCGGUGCUGGGCUCCCGGGGAGGGGGAGGGGGCGGCACUUCCGGUCGGGCCCUCGGGUCUCCCCCGAGCGGCGGCGCCUUCUCCGCCACCUCGGCCUCCUCCCGGCGGAGACCCCGGCGCCGGGUCUCCGGUGGACCCCAAACGAAAUGGAGGCAAACCCUGCGGGCAGUGGAGCCGGGGUUGGUGGGAGCAGCGGCCUGGGCGGCGAGGACGGGGUUCACUUCCAGAGCUACCCCUUCGACUUCCUGGAGUUCCUCAACCACCAGCGCUUUGAGCCCAUGGAGCUGUAUGGGGAGCACGCCAAGGCCGUGGCAGCCCUGCCCUGCACUCCCGGGCCCCCACCGCAGCCGCCGCCACAGCCACCACCCCCCCAGUAUGACUACCCAGCCCCGGCCACCUUCAAGCCUAAGGCAGAGACGCCCUCAUCCUCCUCUUCCUCCUCAUCAUCCUCCUCUUCCUCUUCUGCCUCUUCCCAAGCCAAGAAGCCCGAUCUACCCCUGGCGCCCGCCUUUGGGGCACCACCGCCACCCCUGUUCGAUGCCGCCUUCCCGGCCCCGCAGUGGGGCAUUGUCGACCUCUCGGGACACCAGCACCUGUUUGGGAACCUGAAGCGAGGGGGCCCAGCCACAGGACCCGGGGGGACACCAGGGCUGGCCACUCCAGCGGGGACACCAGGCCCUCUGCCCACACCUGCUCCAGCCCCACCGGGCCCAGCCGGCACCAGCGCCACGUGUGACCCAUCCAAGGAUGACAAGGGCUACUUCCGGCGGCUCAAGUACCUGAUGGAGCGGCGCUUCCCGUGCGGCGUGUGCCAGAAGUCCUUCAAGCAGUCCUCACACCUAGUGCAGCACAUGCUUGUGCACUCGGGCGAACGGCCCUACGAGUGCGGCGUGUGCGGCCGCACCUAUAACCAUGUCUCCAGCCUCAUCCGCCACCGCCGCUGCCAUAAGGAUGUGCCGCCCACCGCCACCAUGCCGGCCGCAGCUGGGCCUCCGCCCCCUGCUGCGCCCCUGUCACAGCUCGGCUUGCCCGCCCCGGCUGGGGUCCCUGCGGCCGCCGCCGCCACUCCCACCGCCCCCCCUGUCCCCGCUGCAGCGGCCUCCGGACCCCCAGCCACGCCCGCAGAUGGCACUGCCAACCCUGUCCCGGCCGGCCCGGCAGGUGGGGGAGGGCCACCAGUCGGGGCGGGGGGUGGUGACGGCCCAUUCGCCUGCCCGCUGUGCUGGAAGGUGUUCAAGAAGCCCAGCCAUCUGCACCAGCACCAGAUCAUCCACACAGGCGAGAAGCCCUUCUCCUGUUCCGUGUGCAACAAGAGCUUCAACCGCCGCGAGAGCCUCAAGCGUCAUGUGAAGACGCACUCCGCGGACCUGCUGCGCCUGCCCUGCGGCAUAUGCGGAAAGGCCUUCCGCGACGCUGCCUACCUGCUCAAGCACCAGGCGGCGCACGCGGGCACCGGAGCCCCGCGCCCCGCCUACCCCUGCGACCUUUGUGGCAAGUCCUACUCGGCGCCGCAGAGUCUACUGCGCCACAAGGCUGCGCAUGCCCCCCAUGCGCCAGCUUCCAGCGCUGCGCCAGAGGCGCCUAAGGAUGGGGCAACCCCGCAGCCCCCGCCCCCCUUCCCCCCGGGCCCCUACCUCCUGCCCCCCGACCCACCCGCCACUGACAGCGACAAGGCGGCCACCGCCGCGGCCGCGGCCGUGGUCUACGGGGCCAUGCCUGUGCCGCUACUAGGCGCACACCCUCUGCUGCUCGGCAGCGCCGGGACUGGGAGUGCGCCGGGCUCUGGCACUGGCAUUCCAGGCAAGACCUUCUGCUGCGGGAUCUGCGGCCGCGGCUUCGGGCGGCGCGAGACCUUGAAGCGCCACGAGCGCAUCCACACGGGCGAGAAGCCGCACCAGUGCCCGGUGUGCGGGAAGCGCUUCCGUGAGUCCUUCCACCUGAGCAAGCACCAUGUGGUGCACACCCGCGAGCGGCCCUACAAGUGCGAGCUUUGCGGCAAGGUAUUCGGUUACCCACAGAGCCUCACCCGCCACCGCCAGGUGCACCGGCUGCAGCUGCCCUGCGCCCUGGCCGGGGCCGCCGGCCUACCCACAAGCCAAGGCGGGCCAGGUGCCUGCGGCUCUGGCUCCGCGGCUGCGGGGGCGGGCACAGCGGAGGGCCUGAACUACGCAUGCUCUGACUGCGGUGAGCACUUCCCUGAUCUCUUCCACGUCAUGAGUCACAAGGAGGUGCACAUGGCAGAGAAGCCUUACGGCUGCGACGCCUGUGGCAAGACUUUCGGCUUCAUCGAGAACCUCAUGUGGCACAAGCUGGUGCACCAGGCGGCGCCCGAGCGCCUGCUGCCUCCCGCGCCUGGCGGCCCCCAGGCCCCGGAAGGUUCCGGCGGGACGGACGCGGCCAGCGUGCUAGACAGUGGGCUGGCGGGCGAGGUUGGGGCGGCUGUAGCGGCGCUGGCGGGGGUGUCGGGGGGCGAUGACGCCGGCGGAGCAGCGGCGGCUGGCAGCGGGGGUGGUGCCACAGGGGGCCCAGAGCGCUUCAGCUGCGCCACGUGUGGCCAGAGCUUCAAACAUUUCCUGGGCCUGGUGACACAUAAGUAUGUACACCUGGUGCGCCGAACCCUGGGCUGCGGCCUGUGUGGCCAGAGCUUCGCCGGCGCCUACGACCUGCUCCUGCACCGCCGCAGUCACCGGCAGAAACGAGGCUUCCGCUGCCCUGUGUGUGGCAAGCGCUUCUGGGAGGCGGCCCUGUUGAUGCGCCACCAGCGCUGCCACACGGAGCAGCGACCCUACCGCUGUGGCGUGUGCGGCCAAGGCUUCCUGCGCUCCUGGUACCUGCGGCAGCAUCGCGUAGUGCACACGGGUGAGCGUGCCUUCAAGUGCGGCGUGUGCGCCAAGCGCUUUGCCCAGUCGUCCAGCUUGGCAGAACACCGGCGCCUGCACGCAGUGGCCCGGCCCCAGCGCUGCGGCGCCUGCGGCAAGACGUUCCGCUAUCGCUCCAACCUGCUGGAGCACCAGCGACUGCACCUGGGCGAGCGCGCCUACCGCUGCGAGCACUGCGGCAAGGGCUUCUUCUACCUGAGCUCCGUGCUGCGCCACCAGCGUGCGCAUGAGCCACCGCGGCCUGAGCUCCGCUGCCCCGCCUGUCUCAAGGCCUUCAAGGAUCCCGGGUAUUUCCGCAAGCACCUGGCGGCCCACCAGGGCGGUCGGCCCUUCCGCUGCUCCUCGUGCGGCGAGGGCUUCGCCAACACCUACGGCCUCAAGAAGCACCGCCUGGCACACAAGGCCGAGGGCCUCGGAGCCCCCGGGACGGGGGCCAGUGCGGGCACCCUAACUGGGAAGGAUGCCUGACCGAGGCCUGGCCCCUUCGCAGUUCCAGUAGCCCGCCCUGUCCGGCCCCAAGCCCCGCCGCCCGCUGAGCUGUCCCUGUACCCCCUCACUGCCCGCUCGCUGCAAACGUGGACAAACUGUCCUGGAAUUCCUCCAUUCUGACCCCCUGGGCCAGCCGCAUCCCCUCCCAGCCACCAACCCAAGCCUCGAGCCCCGUCCAGCCUGGUCUUGUAACCCUCAUCCAUCCCUGUCCCCGGGGCAUUCUGUCCCCCAAGACGCUUUGGUGGGGUGUGGCUGAGCUGCUCACUCCCCUCUCAGAACCUGGAA